Heteronotia binoei (common prickly gecko) is the source of this 866-nucleotide messenger RNA. It is a transcript of the gene SIGLEC15, whose product is annotated as sialic acid binding Ig like lectin 15. NCBI's taxonomy places the organism in Eukaryota, Metazoa, Chordata, Lepidosauria, Squamata, Gekkonidae. The transcript has 3 exons. Gene Ontology annotation, cellular component: plasma membrane. The record is from RefSeq and is a predicted model, not a curated record. Gene Ontology annotation, biological process: regulation of osteoclast development; regulation of bone resorption; regulation of actin cytoskeleton organization. The coding region runs from base 27 to 866 and encodes 279 amino acids.
CAGCUCUGCAGGGAAACGCCGCAGAGAUGAAGGGCCCAGCCGUCUUCCUGAUAUUUCACCUCUGCAUCUGGAAGAGUGGAACAGCCUCCAAGGGGUGGUCCAUGCACGUCCCAUCGCAGGUGACGGGCGAAAUCGGCCAGACGGUGUCCUUGCCCUGCACUUUCACCCACCCUCAUCAGACCAAUGACAAGACACUGACAGCUAUUUGGCGGGUAAAAGAACCCUACAACGGGACGGUGGUUUUCAAGUGCGUGGCCCACAGCUCCAGCAGCGUCUGCAAAACCGCCAUCAGCUCAAAGAACAGAUACCAGCUCCUGGGGAACCCCCGGCAGAACAACCUCUCCCUCCAAAUCCACAACCUGACCUGGAACGACAGCAGCAAGUAUUUCUGUCGGGUGGAGUUCUCUGGAGAUGCGCACGACAAGUAUGAGAGCCGGAUGGGGAUCCGACUCCAUCUGAUAGCUGCCCCCCGGAUCGUCAACAUCUCUGUGCAGUCCGGCGAGGAUCACUCCUUCGAUGCAAAAUGUACCGCCGAGGGGGAACCGCUGCCCACCCUGACGUGGACCGGCCCUCUGUCCAGUAACGUGACCUCCGUCUCGAGCGUGAGCUACCAGACCACCAAAGAGCUCCGGCACCUGACGCAAGACGGCAGAUACACUUGCACGGCGGUGAACAGCCUCGGGAGAGCGGAGGGAGCCGUGUACUUCUACAAAUACAGAGCUGGAGGCAGGUCCUGGAUCCUGAACCUCUUGUUUGUCUCCCUGGGAAUUAAGGCGUUGGCCUUGCUGCUGAUACUAGGGGUCGGUGCUUUCUGGAAAGGAGGUAGGUAUGAUUCAUUAGCAUUGAUUUUUUUUUUUAAAGGCUGA